Eruca vesicaria subsp. sativa (arugula) is the source of this 1532-nucleotide messenger RNA. The record is from the annotation of a GenBank genome assembly. Lineage: Eukaryota; Viridiplantae; Streptophyta; Magnoliopsida; Brassicales; Brassicaceae.
GCUUCGUCUUCCUCGUUGAGUCCCUGCUGCAUCUAGAAUUUCUCACUAGCAUUCAUUCCAUAAACCUUUUCGAAUCACUAACAUCCGUUCCCUCGUCGGAUUCAAAUUUGCCAAUAAAAGUCUCUUCCUUUUUUUUCUUCCUCUCUGCUCUGUUUCAAACCGCAAAAUAUUAAUUUUUUUUUUCUUCCAUCGAUCGUGAUUGGUUGUUGACUAUGCAUAGAUCUGGCACAACAAUGGCGUGGAACGUCUUCAAAUUCUGCACAGCUCUACGUGGACUUGGAUCGAUCAUGAUCCUUCUGGUCUUAGGCAUCGUUGGUGUGACCUAUUACGCCGUCGUUUGGACCAAUUACGGUCCCGCGUUAUUAGACGGAGGGCUCGAUUCUGUUGCAGCUCUUGUUGUUAUACUCCUUUUUCAUUUCUUGUUGGGGAUGCUUUUGUGGAGUUACUUCUCUGUUGUGUUUACUGAUCCUGGUGUUGUGCCUUCUAAUUGGAGGCCAGAUUCAGACGAAGAGCAACAGGGUGAGUGUGAUCCGUUGAAUAGUUUGGAGUUUGGCGGGUUACAGCCUGAUUCGUCGAACCAAAGAACUCGGUUCUGUAGGAAAUGUAAUCAGCAUAAGCCUCCUCGCUGCCAUCAUUGCUCUGUUUGUGGUCGGUGUGUGUUGAAAAUGGACCAUCAUUGUGUUUGGGUUGUUAAUUGUGUUGGGGCGCUUAAUUAUAAGUAUUUUCUUCUCUUCUUGUUUUACACCUUUUUGGAAACAACUCUUGUGACUUUACUUCUCAUGCCACAUUUCAUAGCCUUCUUUAGCGAGGAAGAGAUACCUGGAACCCCAAGCACCCUUGCUACUACUUUUCUUGCAUUUGUUUUGAACCUGGCAUUUGCUUUAAGCGUUAUGGGUUUCUUGAUCAUGCACAUCUCGCUCGUAGCUGGCAAUACCACAACUAUAGAGGCAUAUGAGAAGAAAACAAGUCCGAAAUGGCCAUAUGACCUUGGUCGAAAGAAGAACUUUGAACAAGUAUUUGGUGUGGACAAGAAGUAUUGGUUGAUUCCUGCAUACUCAGAAGAAGAUUUAAGACGAAUGCCAGAACUUCAGGGACUCAAGUACCCGUCAAAACCUGACUUUGAUUCUCAAGAUUUCUGAAGAAACGAACCUGACUUCGAUUCUCAAGAUUUCUGAAGAAACGAACCUGCAAGACUGUAACAAUACCUUAGGGAUGACUUUGUAAGAGAAAGUGUAUGUAAAGAGUUUGCUUCUGCCGUUUAUUCAGACGCCAUUGAAGAACGCUGAGACUAAAAAGCCAAAGUCAUACGUCUAGAUGUUCAUCUUCUUUGAUGAGUAGAUAGCAUAAGAUCUCUAGUUAUAAAUGUAGAGCCAUGUCUCAUGAUUUUUCUUACUAGUCAAUUCACCUUUGUUGAUGCUGUCCUCUUUAGCUUUUAUUACUUUGGACUUUCGUGGUUGAAAAAUAAAAAUUAAAAAUUUGCAAGGAUUAAGGAAGAAGAAUCAUGACGAAGCUUCUAGCUUGUGGUGUACAUG